Podarcis lilfordi (Lilford's wall lizard) is the source of this 19016-nucleotide messenger RNA. NCBI's taxonomy places the organism in Eukaryota, Metazoa, Chordata, Lepidosauria, Squamata, Lacertidae. The record is from the annotation of a GenBank genome assembly.
CGCCUCCCUCGUCUAUAAAAGGAGCUGCCCACUUUCUUUGCGCGAGUCAGCCUUGCAGAGAAAGUCGAGCGUAGUUUCCUCUUGUGCGCGCGGGUUACCAGCGCCGCUCAUUUUCCUACCCCCUUCCUUGUCCAAGCGGGCGCUUUCCCCUCGGUGCAAAUCGUCUGGUGGUGGCCGCUCUUCCUUAGCGAGGCCAGCCCGUUCCUCCUUUCCGGCUCUGCCCCCCUGUGCUCAGAUACAAAGGACGUUGGGUCAGCCUCUUUGUUAAGACUUCAUGUCUGUAUUUUUCCCCAUUCACUGGUGAGUACCUCGGUUGCUUGUCUUUGCUACUGUACUCGUGGGUCGCAAAUGUAGAUUACGAGAUCCGGGUUGCAGGCUGGAGAGGGGGGGAUAAACUUUUUCCAGGAAGGGUCGAGAAACUCAACUAGUCAGACUUGGGAACUUGAGGAGAGAAGCAAGUUCAAGGUUGCGCAGGGGAUCGGCGAGGAACAAAAGGAGACGCUCGGUGGAAGAGGCUUCGGGGAAGCUUAGAUCAAGAUCCUGGCCAGAAACGUGGAGACUUGGAAAAAGGCAGCCUGGGUCUUAAUUCUGCUACCCACCCGCCCGCCCCGCAUUCAAAAAAGCAAAGCCCCCUGCAGCCCGACUAUGUGCACGCUUUACACGGAAGCAAGUCCCGCCAAGUUGCACGGAGCUUUCGCCCGAGUAAACGCGCGGGGGAUUGCAGCCUGCUGUUGCUCGGCGGUGCAGCUACGCCGUUUUGAAUGCGAAGCCUCUUUAGCAGUCGGUGCACGCUCUGCUGCUGAGGGCGGGGGGGAGAGAGAGGGCGCCGGUUAAGCGGUUAUUCAUUCGGCGUUUGUCCUCCAUUUCACCCCGCCGGGCGAAGCGGCUCGGCGGAGCUGGGGUUGCUGCAACAGGAGGCGGCGGCGGUAGUUUGCACGGCGAGGCGGCAGCCGCCGCCGCUGCUCUUCGCUUGAGCAUCUUGAAUGGGCGCUGCUCGCUCGCUUAGAGCGCUUGUUCUGCAGCCAGGGCUUUGCAGACGCUGCACCCCGAGCAACGGAUUUUAGAGGGGCAUUUGGGGGGCGGGGGCUCAGUAAUGACGGCUAAAUAGCGACUGUCUGUGUUUGAAAAGUCGCUUGUCAGCUUUGAUGUUCGAUCUGCAAAGACAACACCCCCCCCCCGGCCCCAAACAAAAUAUCACCCGAGAGAGUGGAGGGGCGCAGUCCUGCAACCCGGAGGGGAAACUUAAUCGCGUGAGGAAGUUUGCUGCUGGGCAGCUGCCUCUCUGCAAGCCUGCAACAAAGGCAGUAGUGAUCCGAGCAGCCGGCUGCUGACCAGGGGCGGGGGGUAGUCGCCGCAGCAGCCGCUCUUGGCUUGGCAAGUAACCCACACACCCCUCCGAAUGGGUGCAGGAUUACGGGGAAACAGAUUUUGCCAGGGGCUAAUAUCUAAAGGUGGUGUAAGGACGGUAGUCAAAUCGGAAGCCUUGACCCUUAAUCCCAGAUGUGUUGAGCUGGCUGUGUUUAGUAGUGCUGGAAGGUCACUCUACAUAUGUCCAGAAGCUCUCUGUCAAUUGUUAUUCAUUGUCUUAGGGACCUGAGCUUGGAAAAUGGUUCCCGGGCAGAACUGUGGCUCUGAAGAACUCCUGGAAUUUUUGCUUGAGGCUGUGAUGAUGGGGUUGCAUUCAAAUGAUGCCUUGAGGUGGUGCAUUUUAGCCUGCCUGAAUCUACCCUUACGUAUUUGUGUCUUUCCGCUGUAUUCUCUACAGCCUUGUAACUGCUAGGAAAGGCGUGAGCUGCCCAGAGAAGUUGUGUAACCAUCUUCCUUGGGCUGCUUUCAGAGAAAGGCUGGUCAGGCAUCUGUGAGGCAGCCUUCAGGGAAUUGUGCUUUUCUGGCACAGAGAUGGGCUUGAAAACUAGAUGGCAAUUCAGAAUUGGAUUCUGUGGCCUCGCAAACACAUACACCACACACAAAUAUGAAAACACUGGAUGCCUCUCAUGAUGAAUACCAAAAGCAGUAUGAAUAUCCCUUGGCACAAGGGAUGCUCUACCUGUGGUAAAUUCCUGAGUGGUUUUAAUAGAACUGGCAGGGAUGAAGCAAGUGAGUUGUUGGUUUUUUUGCAAAGGUUGCACAGCUUUCUGAAGAGCAAAUGAGGGGAGAAUGGCACUAAAGCAAACUUCUCUCUAGACCUGCAAGUUGUGUGGAGAUGUUUGGCAAGUAGUGUGCUUUCCUUCCUAGUGUAUAUUUGUCUGGAAACCAUGCUCUUGCUUGGUGGGGUGCUUCUGAUGCUUAAUAGUCAGUUAUACUUGCCAGAUAGCACAGUUUGGGUUGUACACCAUCCAGCUGUUAGCCGGUGGGGCAAGCAAACUGCUGACCAGCAUGCAGCUACCCAGCAAGCUAAUUUCCUGCUAAGCCUCAGCUUUUCUCUUCUCCCCAGCUUGAAAUUGAAAAAAGGAGGUAGCUGUUUACUUGACCUCAGCUGGUUGCUGUUACUUUUAUAUUCAAGUUUUCUAUAGAGUUCGGCAGGCUACAACCCACUCCUUGGCUUUAGUAACCUUCGAAUAACUCUAGCAGGGAAUUCCUAAGCAGCUGGUUGUCUCUUACUUAAAGCAUUUUACAGAGCAAAGUCCAGUUUCACUUCCUUUUUCUAGAAGCACUGUAAAGAGAUAGUCCAUAGACCCCAAUAUAGAGGGCAGGAGGGCCACAGCAAGGUGGGUAAAUGAACAGAUUAGUUUCCUCCCUGUUUGUCUAGUCCUGGAGAUAGAGUUGAGCUGAUCUUGAUGUAGCUCUCACUUACUCAUAGAGGUAAGAUGCAGCAGCAGCAAAUAAGUUGAUUCGCGUCAGGGAGGCUCUUGCAAUGACUUCUCUCUGUGGCCUUGUAAGACUGCAUGCUCCUUGGAGCAGAGACCUGUCUUUAUUAUUAUUGUAAUAUAUUUGAGUGCUGUAUGCAUUGAUGUCACUAAUAAGUACACAUAUCUGUUAUCUGCACAACUGAUAUCCUAGCAUGAGCUGUUUGCAUUUUGUAUUAUGCAUAUGUGUCAAAGCUUAAACUUGGUAUUCUGUAUGAAUCUAUAAGAAGAGCUGUUGCCGCUUGGCAAGGGUAUAAAUUAUGCACAGUGAAGAGCACUCCCUUCUGUGUCCACCAAAGAUUGAGCACUGGUGACUUGUGGGCAAGCAUUUCUGUUGCUAUUUUAUAGUGCCUUUGCAUUUUAUUAUCUGGGGUACGUCUGAAGCUGAUUCAGAGCAGCUUCCAAACUGCAACACAGUUGUUUUUUAUGGCAGCACCGCUGAACAUAUUUUCAUUUCAGUGGCAACAUGAAUGGAUGCAAGCAAGCUUUAUAAAUUGCUGUGCCUGGAAAUUGAAAAUGGUUAAGCACACACCAAAAUGCAGAAGUUACUGGAUGUGUAUGCAAAUCUACUUUUGCUUUCAGAAUUCAUUAUACAGGAAAAUAUGAGUGCAUCUUUAACCCCCGGCGUGGCAGUUCCUGAAACCAAAGUUACAGAAUUAAUCAGAAUUAAAGCCUUUGGAGCUGCAUAAGUGCUCCAUUUGACAAGGUUUUUUACCAUUGUUUUGAGGAGGUUAUGGAAUUGAUAGGCUUUCAACACAGGGUUGGGGUAGGCAUUAGAAAGUCUCAGAUUGACUUGUUUCUAGGAGGGGUUUGGCCUUAAGCCAGGUGGGUUAGGACCCACAACUGAAUCGUGUGCUCCAUCCUUAUGGCUGGUUGCUUCCCUAACAGUAACAUUAAUUUUUUAAAGGUCUAUGUAAGGAGAAUAACAGAGUGGGAAAGAACAGGACUUGUUCAGUGUUGUCUGGAUAAAAGACCCCAGGUCUGUAAAGACUUGACUGCUGAUUCCAGCUGUUGUUCUAAACUUGGCUAAAACUUGUACAAGAUUUUCCUUUGAGUGAGGGGUUAAACUUUGAAAUCAAAGGAGUCGAGAGGCCCAAAGUGACUAGGAGUGUUCCAUUCUGUUUAAAUAAAUAAAUAAAUAAAUAAACAAGGCCCUUUCCUAAACUGGAAAGGUUGAAAGGCUUUACCAUGUUGAUCAACAUCUGAAUGUUUCUUCAACAACAUGAAACCUUAGUAAUAAUUCCACUUGGUCCAGUGAUUGUGUUCAUUUCAUGGAACUCUCAACAGCUGAAGCUCUUUCUCUCUCUCUCUGCCUCUGUUUCCAGCUCUGAUUAUCUGAGAUCAGCUGACAUGACUGAGGUGAUGAGCGCUCCAUCUAUGGACGAGAUUGGCUUAAGUCCCCGCAAGGAUGGCCUGUCAUACCAGGUAUGUUUCCUCUGCUUCAUAGAACACUGUUAACCAGCAGAAUCUGUUGGGAGUAGAUGGUGAUGCCUUUUCAACAGGCUGACCUACCAGCCUGAUUCUCUGCAUGCUUACUUAGGAGUAAAACCUCAUUGACUUAUUUUCAAGCUAGGGAUGUGGAACACUUGGCUGGGGUGGAAGUAAAACGUUUGAGGCUCAAGUAACACUUUGGGCAGCCUGGAAUAAAGUCACUACACCUAAGAUCUUAAUCCAGCACAGGUUACAGAAUGCUUAGAUUGCAUUGAAAUGAAUGGAGUUUAAGCACAGUGCUCAGCUCUCCACUGCACUGUGGCACCUUUUCACACAAUUCAUGUCCUAUUAUCUAUGUUAAGUUAGUUGUCUCAAGUUUUCAUCUAAAUCAGGCAUCCCCAAGCCGCUUCUGGCACAAUGGAACACCAUGGUGGGAGCCAGAGCACACAGAAAUGCUGUUUACCAUCCUGCCGCAGCGGUACCUAUUUAUCUACUUGCACUGGUGUGCUUUCAAACUGCUAGGUUGGCAGGAACUGAGACAGAGCGAUAGGAGUUCACCCCGUAGUGUGGAUUCGAACCAACCAACCUUCUGAUUAGCAAGCCCAAGAGGCUCAGUGGUUUAGACCACAGCGCCACCUGCUCCUAAGUGGGAAGACCUAGUCCAGGCAUAGGCAAACUUGUCCUUCCAGCUGUUUUGGGACUACAAUUCCCAUCAUCCCUGACCACUGGUCCUGUUAGCUAGGGAUGAUGGGAGUUGUAUUCCCAAAACAUCUGGAGGGCCGAGUUUGGGGGUGCCUGAUCUAAAUGAUCCACUCUUCUGGCAGCUCACAUUUGAACACACUACUUAGGCAGCAUCUGAUGUUAACACGUAUGUCUUGCAAGGCCACGACAUGAAACACAGCAAGGUUUACCUUAAUUUUGUAAGAGAAAUCUGGGAAGGUCUUGUCACAGUACAGACACUCUACUUGCUUUGUUUUUGAUGCAUCAAGGUAGAUUUUAAACUUGCCAGUGCCAGAAGGCAAACUGUUCACAAUGAGGCUGAGGAGCAAUGGUGAUGAGUCACACAAUAUCACAGAGAUCUCAUUUAUGGUGUGUUUGCAAAACCCACCAAAUAAAAUGAUAAUUGGAAGUCACAACAGAUGUUACAAAUGCUUGCUUUGGUUACACACAUGCUAUGGCUAGACCCUUUGGAUUCUUUCAGGGUGCCUAAACCACUGUCUGUGCUUAUCCUACUUAACUGCCUACAGCUUUGCAAACAAACAAACAAACAGAAACAUGGGCUGCUGGCAGUAGUGAGUGUAAGAAAAGCCACAUUGGAACAUUGCUUGCAUUUACUUAUUUUAGCAUCCAUUUGGUUUUGCAUAAGGGCAAACUUGGAUUCUUUCCAAGCUCACCCGUCAGCUGGACAUGAAGGAGAAGCCAGAUGUGAAUUCACUGAUGAUACAGAUGAGCUUAAAAGUGGCACUGGAUAUGGGUUGUCAUGUGAUGCUUGCUAGGAAUGAUGACUCAGCAUCCUCCUUAGGUCAAGGGCAAUUUUUCUUCAUUGUAAGAGGAGCCAAGCGGCAGCAUCGCAGCAGGCAUUGAGAAUCUUGGCUCUCCAGAUGUGGACAAACUACAACUCCCAUCAGCCCCAGCAAGCAUGGCCAGUGAUCAGUGAUGAUGGGCGUUCAGCAACAGCUGGAGGGCCAAAGGUUCCCCACUUACUUUGCAGCAUUUCAGUCUCCUGUAGGUUUGUUGCUAUUAUUUCAUAUGUUGGGAUUCUAAUGAAGAAACUAGACAGGCUUUGAGUGCUUGAAUUAUAAUCCUCCCAACAUGAUGCUGGUUUUUUUUGUGGGAGAGGGGAGCAUUGUCCCACUGAUUGUAAAAAGAAAAAGCAAAAAAAGGUUACAACCAAGAAACAAAUAUUUACAUUGCACAGGGCAAUUGCAGAUGUCAUCAUUCCCUGGAAUGACAGCUGCAAACCCAAAAGCAAAACAGGAAGUAGCUGUCGGAUGAAGCACCUGUUGUCCUGGGGCUUUGGAGUUACCAUUACAUUUGAACUAGCAGCACUCGGAGUAGAGAUUGCCACAGUGGACAUGUAGGCUAACAGUUGCUAACAGAAAUCUUAGGAAUGCCCUGUCCAGGGAGGCUCACCUGGCACCAACCCGGGCCUUUUUGGCACUAGUCAUAAAACUUUUUCUUUGCCCAGGCACUUCUAAAUUCUGUUUUUAAACAGGCACGUUUUUGUCCUUGCAUUUUAUUUCUGUAUAGUCCGCUUUUAAAGACACAAAUACUCUCAGGGCAGCUUAAAAGUAGCGUAGGAAGCUGCCUUUUGCAGAGUCAGAAUCAGACCUAGUUUGGCUUUGUCUACACGGACCUGCAGUUGCUCUCUAGGGUUUCAGACAAGAGGUCCUUCCCAGCCCUGCCGGAAAACACCAGGGCCUGAAACUUUGGCCCUUCUGCACUCAAAGCAGUUGCUCUACCCCUUUCCUGAAUUGUUUACUUGGAAGUAAAUUUGAAAUAAAAUACUUCAAAGAAUUCAUUAGGAAUGAAUUUCCAGGGCAGCUGGUAUAUUGUUCUGAGGGGUGAAGGGAGGUCCUAAUUCCCUCUUUGCUUGCCUCCCUCAUUCUUUCACCUGGCUCUAAUUUGAUUUCAGUUUUAAAUAUCCAUAGAACUAUCUUUACUUUUUCUGCCUUUUAAUUUAUGAUAACCGGGGGUUGAAGGGUAGAGCCUAAAACUUAUGUAUGAAUGAAUAAAGUCACUUUGAUAAGCUGCCCCCUGGAAAAUGGUAGGCCUGCAUUUUCUCCAGCCUACCUUGUCCGCUCACCAAGAAGUCAAAAGUGAAAAUCCCCUACUAAGCUACUUAAGAUUAAAUGGCUUUGACUGGCCUUCUCCAAGUUGGUGCCCUCCAGGUGGUGGCUGGACAACCAUUCCAGCUGGGGCAGGUGGGAGUUGUAGUCCCAACAACCACCUGAAAGGCACGAGGUUGUGGAGGGCUGAUAUUUUGUGAGGGUUAUGGCCAAAGUUUGCAUGUGGACGAAACGAGAACCUGCUCUCAUCUUUUCCUGGCAGCUGUGUUAAGUCCUCAGUCUUUGAUAAUCUAUUUGGAGGGUCAAUAUGUACCUUGGGGCAUAUCCAGAUGGCUCAAACCUCUGUAAUUGGUGGCACCUUUCCAGUGCCAACAUGUACAGUGCUUAAGUUCUCAAGUGCUGUUUGGCUGCCAGUGGCUAUGAUGAACUGGAUCAGAAUAGGACCACAGGGGUCUAUGCAGGCUUCACCUGGCCGCUGAUGUUCUGUGGGGGAAUAUACUCAACCCCAUUCCCAGCUUGCGUGCUGCAGUACCCCCAAGAAGUAGCUAAAUCUCCCAUUUGGACAUCUGUGCCUUCAGUUUUCACACUUGACUUUGUGCAGUCUCUGCAUUGCUAACUAUGACUUCUCACAAUGUCCCACAUACAGACAUUGACAAAUCUGCACUUUUCCUUUUCCAUUUUUAAAGACUUUGGCUUCUCCUGGGCUGUUUUUGGUGUGGUUUUUUUUUUAUGUGCAUUUUUUCAACUCAGAAACUCUGCUUAAAACUUUUUGGGACAUUUUCACUUCAAUUCUAAAGAUUGCUGUAAGGUUCAUGCUGGUUUCUCUAUUUAGUAAACUAGAAAGUCACAUGUUCUCCCACUCACCCAAAUAGAAGUGGAGAUUCUUUCUCUUUUGGGUAACAGAUGGGAUGGUGAACCCUGUGACCCUCCCUCCUCUCGGACCAUUGGCUGAGGCUGAUGGGAGUUGGGGGCCAAUGACACACCUGCAAGGCAUCCCAUUGGCUUCCCUUUGCAGUAAAGCAAUAAUUCCUGUUUCCAAAUGCAGGAAUGCAGGUUUUUCUUUUGCUUCUGUAAGAGAUGUGCAGUGUCCUUCCUGUUUUUGCUAUCUCGGUUUAUUUGUGGAAGCACCAACAUUGAUCAUUUACUCUUAAGUUUCCUAUUAAUCCAGACUUGCUGAAAUCCAUAUCUUGUGUGCCCACAAACUUGAAGGGCCCAAAUAUUGUCGUACUUGUACCUUUUUUUAAAAAAAAAAACAUACGCAGCAUCUCUGGCCAAUUCCAUUGAAAUGGCUUGUGGCAAUUAGUGCUUGUAGUAAUUUUCUCCCAUUUAUAUCCUGCCUCUUUUUCUGUCAUGGUGUUGGGGAGAAUGGUUUGGCACAGCUUUCUUCCAAACAUGCUGUCUUUCUAAAUUCAGGGGUGGUUUUUAAACUGGGGAACAUGCAAAUGUGCAGUGGCCGCCUAAUGGCAGUCUGGAUUAACAGGGUCUACCAGGGAAAAGGAGUAAAGGUGUCAGUCUAGCUGCACAGUUGACCACUUCAUUAACCAUUUUUGCACAUUACCUGCACAUAGGGCAUAAUGGUGCUUAUGUGGAGCAGGGUUAUGCUUUUACCCCUCAAGUCUCCUGCCAACAGCCACACAUUGCCCACGGUUGUUUGACAAGAAACCCCAAUGUUUGGGACAAAAACAUGAGUAGGUCUAUUGUCUAUUUAAAAGAAUCCCCAGCCCUUCUGCAAAAUAAGUAGCAAGUAAACAUGGGGUUCCAGGAAGUGUACUGACCUUCUGCCUUCUUUGUUUACGAGGGUGGAUAGUUGGUAGGGUAUUUGCACUCCCUUGAGCUUUGAUCAUGCCUCAGAAUGCAUCUGAGAGAGUGGCAAAAGGGAACGUCUAUUUUUUGGAGUGAUUUCAGAUGUCCCCUAAUUCCUGCAAGAAUAAUAAAACCGCAAGUCUUCUAACUAUGUCAUCCACUAAAUGGACUGAUGUCCAGACGAAGGCUUGGUUUGUUUUCAGCCUGUUGAACGUUGAGCAGCCUAGUUUGGUCUUCUGAGUCCGCCUUCCCCUUUGACUGCAUUGUGGUUUCUUACUCCUUGGAAAUGCUUAAUCACCACUUUGCAUGUUCACUCUGUUAAUGUCAUUUGACUGCAGAGCUAAUAACUGUUUGAAACUGAGGCUGGUUAAGAACUAAAUUAAUCAUUUUACUAGCCUGCUGUCAAAACAAUGCCUUGACUUCAAACUUUAAAAAAAAAAAUAUCCUGCUGGAAUGGAAUUUGAACUAAGGGCCAUUGAAACAAAUUUCAAGUUGUGUCAGCUGUGCCCGGCAAACAAUAUGACUAACUUUGGAGGCAAGUGUUCUGCUUUUUGUGCUCAGAUUGCCUUGAACAGCUGGUUAACUAAAUCCACUGACUCCGCAGGGAAUGAGCAUUCAAGACCAGCUGAUGGCACAAGCGACCCAAGUGGUAAGCAGCAGUUGUGCCCCAAAAUAAUUUCCUGUUUUGCAGAGCAUGUUGGAGUGAUUCCUCUCCUGUGUGCUGUGCAAGGAGCAAGAGCAUUCCUUAAAUGUGGAAGUAGCCCUGGGAUGGACACCCUGGUUGGACUGCAUGGUGCAUUUGUUUGGGAGCAGUACAUUCCUUGGGUUGGCCUUGUGGCUGUUUCUAAAUGGUGUGUGAGGCUGGCUUGCACAACUAGGGAUCCACCAUGCCCAAACCUUUCACCUGCCAAGUGCUUGAUAACCACCAUGUGCUUGCCAUCUCAGCCAAGUGGCAAAAUCUCAAGCUUUUUUCCCAAGUUCUGAUGGGCUGCUGCAUUUGGCUUGGUGGAUCAUAGGCCUGAUGUUGGGACCCCAGCUGUACUGCCAGCAUUUAGGAAUGGGAAUCCUGUGGGCCUCCAAACCUGGUUGGACUACAACUCUCAUCAUCCUUGACAGCUGGCCAUGCUGGCUGGGGUUGAUGGGAGUUGUGGUCCGACAGCCUCUGGACCAGGCAUAGGCAAACUCCUGCCCUCCAGAUGUUUGGGACUACAAUUCCCAUCAUCCCUGACCUCUGGUCCUGUUAGCUAGGGAUGGUGGGAAUUGUAGUCCCAAACAUCUGGAGGGCUGGAGUUUGCCUAUGCCUGCUCUGGGCGGUCACAGGUUCCCUACCCCUGUCAUGGCUGGGCAAAAGGCACUGCUAUGCCGCGCUGCUGUAGGACUUGCUGGUUACACGGACAAUGAAGUCGGUGGUGCAGUUCGUUAGAUGCCUUUUAAAUUCUCUCCGGUUGUUUUGGAUUCCUUAUUAGCAUAGCUUGUUUCCUUGCAGUGCAGUUUUGCACUGCAGAUGAGCUCUUUUGGUUUGUACUUGAGCAAGCUCGCGUACAGCAAGCCUUUUUGUGGUUGUUAAAACAUUUUCCACUCUUGGUGCCAAGUUCAGUCAACUCUAGAGGAAGCAGCAGGGGGGUGGGGCUGGGGGAGAGGAGGGUGUCACCUGGCACAGACGAAGCAGAUGAUCUUCAAGUUUAGAGCUUCAAUUUCAGUUUGAUUUUGAGGCAUUGGGCAAGAAAAUAAAGUAGUUUUGUGUUUGCCUGAGUUGAGUUUUAGGCCAAAGCAAACUGUUGUUCCAUCAAUGAAGAUCUUUUCAGAUUUUGGCUAGGUAGCUAACUGCUUGGAGUGCUCUUGUAGCUGAAAAGCAGGAUAUAAAUAACUGAAUCAGAGAACUGUGAAGCUGUCAGGGACCCUCAGGGGCCAUCUAGUCCAGACCCUUGCAAUGCAGGAUUCACAGGCAAAGAAUUACUGACAAAUGGCCACCUUAUCUCUGUUUAAAAACUUCCAGCGAAUGAGAGUUUGCCACCUUCUGGGGUAGCCCAUUCCACUGUUGAAUAGCUCUUAAGGUCAUAUAUUCCUAAUGCUUGGUUGAAAUCUUCUAAAUAAACUUUUCAAAAGGCAUUCUGCUACUGUUUUUGAGAUGCAAAAUGGUUUUCUACAUACUGGGCUCCAUUUGUUUAUCACUGCAGCAAUAAGAUACCCAACAAACAUUUCCUCUGUCCUUAUUGGUGCUUUACUAAUGUGUAGAUAGUUUUGGGUGGUGUAAUGGUUAGAGUAUCAAACUGGGGCUUGGGAGACCAGGGUUCAAAUCCCCACUCAGCCAAGCUGCUCACUUGGGGCCAGUCACUGCUUACCUACCUCACACAGUUAUAGCAGGGAUUAAAUGAGAACACCUUUAUGCCACCUUGAGCUUCUGGGAAAAGACGGUAGGAUAUAGAUGAAAUAAAUACAUAAGUGAGAAGGGUGACUGAGCAGACAUGGAAGUACGAUGUGCUUGACCAGGGCAACCCUAUAUGAUCCUAGCUUCCAUAUGUGGGAGCUGUUUUUGGCAACUGUCACAAGAGCACAGUAAAAGUCCCAGGUGGGCAUCUGGUACCGAAAUGACUUGUUUCUGUGUUGUGUCGAAGAAAAUGAAAAACUACCUGAAAUGCAGUUCAGGAAAGGAAUCUUCUUUUGCUUUAUCUGGCUCCUAGUUUGUAGCAGCUGGCUGUUCGUUUGCAAGCAAAUGCCUUUCAUGGCUUAAGGAUUUCCUUGCUAGAUGAGAUCAAAGGUCCUCCUGCUGCCCCAUGCAGUCUCCAGAAGUGGCAAGCCAGGGGUUGCUGGAACCUCAUAGUUGGGGCACCACAAAGGUGCUGCCCAUCUCGUCAUUAUUUCUAGUGUUGCUUCUUCUGAACAAGAUUCCAUUUAGCUUUCGCAGCCAACAGACACUGGUGGAUCUGUCCUGUGUGGCUUACUUCAGUGUUUCCCAAACUUGGAUCUCCAGCUGGUCUUGGACUACAGUUCCCGUCUUUAACAACUGGUCUUGCUAGAUAGGGAUGAUGGGAGUUGUAGUCCAAAAACAGCUGGAGACCCCAAGCUAUGUGGAAAGCUGUGGCCAUCAAAGAAACUGCUUAGGCUCGUAAUCCUAUUCCCGGUUAACUCUAAAUGCAGUUUGGCCUGUAAAGAAUAUAGUCUGAACAUAGAUAGUCUGGCUUCUACACCAAAUAAAUAUUUGCACACCAAGUCCCACAUGCUAUGUAAAUAGCUGUGAUGCAAACCUGAAAUGGAUAGCAUGAAUGCAGGCUUUGAGUUCAAGGAUCUGCUCAGCUAGCCUUGUAAAUAAGCCCAGAAAAGUUAACAUGCUGCAGCAUUUUUACUGGCCUGACAAGAGGAGAAUCAAAAGUUGCGUUUCUAUGCUGGGCACCAAGUGGGAGGGGGGUUCCCCUCUUUUCGAAGCCUGCUUGGUUUCUAUGCUGGGUGCAGUGGAGGGACGAAGGCCUCCUCUUUCUCCUCCUCCUUCAGCAUGCUCACUCGCCUGCACAGAAUUCCAUGCACACACCUGCAUGCAAUUUAUGGGUGCCUGUGGCUACCAGGCUAGCACUUAUAUGCAAGGCUGUGCUCAGUAGCAGGAACAUGUCUCUUUCCAUCCCGCCCUGAUAUACUCUUUCACCUCUGGCAUUCCAAAGGAUCCGAACACAUUAUUUCUCUACUGCUAUCAUGGGAAAGUCUUCCUUGCCAGGCUGCUAUUCAGUCACUGGCUUGCAUUUAUUCUCUGAUUGGUUUCCUUGAUAGCCCAAGAGGCUGUUGUGUAUUGGGACAGCUGUAAGUGUGCCUGAGUCCCUAGGGAUGGAAAUCUACCUCUUGUGUAAAGAGGAGAGAGCAGAUAGCAUCUCGUGGAUGUGGAUAAAAGUGUCUUCCUGCAAAGCCUCUCUCUUGUUCCUUUGUUCCCACAGACAACCUUGUCUCGUUUCCUUGUCUGUCAUGUGCUGGGAAAUGUGACUUCACUUAUUUUCCAUUGGGCCAUCCCUAAUCCUUGAGUGUAAUUGCAACAACUCAUUUUUAUGCUGCCUUGAUUAUUUUUAAAAAAGCAUGAGUUAGUGGAAAAAUCCCGACCUCCUCUGUUGCAGCUGCUUGGAGAUAAGAUAGUUCAUUCUAUUUAAAAAGGAGGGAGGAAAAGCACAGUAAGCACAACACGUUUAAGGGAUGUUUAUUUAAGGAAAUCAUUUAUUCCUUAGUUUUCAAGGGGGUGGGCGGAAGCAGACAGUUUAUUUCCAAAACAGCUAUUCUGGCUUGACCUAAUGUACCUAACAUGACAGUGAAUGCUUAUUGCUCUGGUGUUUCCUGCACUGCUGUUAACUAUAAGCAUCAGCUUGGAAUACUUUUGUUUCCCCCCAUGGAUGCCCUAAAUCAGUGCCAAAGCUCUUUGCUGAAUUUUAAGACUGCAGUCAGUUAAUAUUGCAAGUCCUGCAUGACCCACAAGACACAUACUGUCUUGUGUAUGGGGGAAGAUUUUCUAAAGUGGGGGUGGGGACCCCCUGGUGUUGCUGGACUAUGAUUCCCAUCACUCCUGACCACUGUCCAUGUUGGCUGGCGCCCGACCACAUCUGAAAGGCCACAGAUUCCCUGUCCCUGCUGUGCAGCUGCACAAUUUUAUUGAUAUUUAUUUAUGAAUCUCCUUUCACAAGUCUGUCAAGGUGAUUUACAAACACACCAUGGAAAUGGCUAAGACUAAUUCUUGAAAAUAUCACCAGAAACAGCUGACUAUAGGCUUAAAAACCACGGAAAAUGAACACCAGGAGAAACCUUUUUUUAUCUAUGCAGAAAAGCUUGUCCAAACAAAAGUGCCUCCAAUUAAUUCUGCAAAAUGCAGGUAGUGGGCACCAGUCUUAAGCACCACCAGGAGGGCAUCCUUGCCAAAGACACUGCCUGGAGUUUCUGUCGAGGGAGCUUCUGAUAAUUUGGGGACUUGAAGGUGAAUUUCCUGUAGAAUGCGAGGACCUACUGGGUACACAAGGGAUAAGGUGGGCUCUCAAGUAACCUGGUCCUGGUCUAGUAGCAAAACCUUGAACGUGGCCUGGAUUGGCAGCCACAGAAAAUCCCUCAGACAAAGUGUUAUGUGCUGGCAAGUAGUUUGGAAGCACAUUGCUGGCUGCAUACUCACAAGCACUGUGUCAAUAGGCUGCAAAAACUUGACUGAUUCCACAAAGCACAGCUUGAUGGAGCACCGGGAAAGCCCACAUGGAGCUGCAUCAGCUGUGGCGCCUGGCUCACUGAUGGAGGCAAACAACUUUGUCUUUAAGGUGCCCAUCAAGUGAAUCCCCAUCAUCUCCAGGUAGGAGUAGGAGAGCUGCUACCGAUACUAAGCUCUUGUCUGACUAGGCAAGGCAGCUUUUUAUCUUCCUAGGACUUUGGCUGCAGGCUGGCACUCUUCACUUUGCAGCCCAGAUUCCGCUGCUUUCUCCCCAGGAGUCCUGAAGUUUUGUAAUUGGCCAGCUUCCUUGUGCGAUGAAGAAAAGGGGGGCUCUGUUGAUGGAGCCUCCUUUGUCUUAGGCCGCAGGUAGGAAUCUUCUUGUUGGCCUGCAUCCCCCAUCAGCCUGAUGAUACCCAGGCCAAAUACCUCCUCCAAAUUGCAGACAGGGAAGUUUUGGCUGGCUCUGGGAGCAGCAAGCAGGUCGUUCAGCUUAGGAAGUCCACCGUCCACUUUCCUUGUACCUUGACUGUUCCCUUGCAGACUCUGGUGAUAACAGGCAGCAGGAUCCAAGGGGAAAGAACCGAGUGAGGUCUUGUAUUUUGAGUUGCCAUAGCAUAGAUAUGAAAAAUAGAAAGCCCUGAAGCCCUGCGAUGGGGCAGAGCAGAACAGGUUUGUUCUGAAGGAAAAGAAACGGGUACGGUUCUGUUGUGUUGCGGAAUGAGGCAGAUUUCCUCGACAUCUGGGAAAUACUAAUUGGAGCAGAGGAAAGUUGGAUCAGCUUCCGUGUAGCACAGCUGGAAAGACUGGUGUUCAUCAUGGGACUGGCCACGGGCAAGAAUGCAACACAUUGGAAAGGAGGGUGGCACAAACUGCUUAGAAGGAAAACUUAUUCCUAGCUUGUAUUCCUACUUGUAGAUGUUAGAGACUUCAGACUAUCCCUACUACCUGCUGAAAUAAUGCAUGAGGGAGCUGUGUGGGCCAGUCUUUUGUGCAAGCACACAUGCAGGCGGCAAGAGCAGAUGGGAAUACUCUGUAUUCUUGAGCUUGUGACAAGUACCAGAGUUGAGUGGUGAACUUUUCACACUACUUGGUCGUUAGGUAUUCUUAAGAUUCUUCUGGAAGCUUUAGGGUCAGCAUUCAAAAUUUGGCAGGCGCAUUUUGCACCUGGCUAUCGGUCACUUGUGAUGAAGUGAAGAUGCCUGGGGGCCAGGAUGAAACCUGAUAUCAUCCCCCAUCUGGAAGUGCAUGCCUGGGAUCCUGGGAUCUUGCCUGUUUUCACACACAAACAACAUAUAUUGUAGAAUUGUAUCUGUGAUGUUUUAUUUGCACAAUCGGAACGAAUUUCAGGAACCAAAAAGUUGUAUUGAAAAGUACCACUAGCUUGUGUAUCUGUUUAGGGCCCAAUGUAGAGCUGCUUUCGCUAGGUGCGUUCAAGAGAAGGGCCACCCCAUGCAAGCUUGUCCUUCACCAGAAAACCUGUUUUGGGGCUAUUCUAAUACAGUUUGAUCAGAGGCAGCCUCUAAAUUGCAUCAGCCCAGUUCGGGAUAGCUUAGUUUUGUAUAUGAAUGCAAUAUUAACCAUUCCAUAUGAGCAACAAAUUAUUAAACAAAGCCUUUAAAAAUUAGAAAAUGUUCAAAAAACAAACCAUAAUUUAGGGUGCAUUCACACAUGCAAAUCAUCACUGGGGAGCUGUAGUCAAAAGUCAUGAACUCGCAUGUUUCCAUGGGACCAUCAGAACUUUGAUACUAUUCCAUAUUACCAAGAACACAAAUGUUUUUCAGUGGUGUCCAUUCAGUCAUAAUGUUCAUCUUGUAUGUAUUGGAAUAUUUCAGACAAGUUCUGUGUAGGACACACGUUGGAUUUCAAUUUAAUUAAGAUCAGGUUGGGUACGGAUUUGUAUGCAUCGGCAAUCUCCCCAUCUCAACUGUUCAGUGUGGGAAGAAGUUUAAAGAUGAUUCUAUUCACUGAAACGCCUGAAGAUGCAUUGCAGCUGGUCACAUUACGAGCUAGCCAAUAGCUUGAAGCCAGGUUUCACCCAAACAACACUUGCAGGACAGAUCGGCUUGCCUUAGAUCAUUUGUGUGGUUUACUGAUCAGAUGGUUGGUUUUUGAUGUGGCAGACCUAGGUUCAAAAUCUUCUUCAGCCAUGAUGCUCACACUUGGAUCACCCUGGACCAAGGCACUGCCUACCUCACAGUUAUGAGAAAAAGAGAUGAGAAUGUCAAGCAUACCUCACAAUACUACAGAAGUGCUGACUAUUGUAAAUCUUUUUGUUUUCAGAUUUUCCCUGACCCUUCAGACUACGAUCGUUAUUGCAAGCUGAAGGACCGUCUCCCUUCCAUUGUAGUCGAACCAACAGAAGGGGAUGUGGAGAGCGGAGAGCUAAGAUGGCCGCCUGAGGAGUUCCUGGUCCAGGAACAAGAGGAAGAAAACUGUGACGAAGCAAAGAAAGAGAGCAAGGAGCAAUAGAGUCUUCUGUACGACUUAAGAUGCCACGUCAUCUUGAGGGGGGAAGAGAACCACAACUGUUUUGAAAAGUCUUUUUUUCUACAAAAGACAUUCAAAUUUUGCACCUGCAAAAAGAUCUUAGUUUUUUCAUAUUCUCUAUUGAGAACUGAAGCGCUUGACAUGACAAUCUCCAAAUGAAAGCAAGGAAGGCAGUUGUGCCGUAAUGGAAGGGGGACGGCUGCUCUCCUCAAGAUCUCUGUUGAAUUUUGUUAAGGUUAUCUGGGGGUAGCCGUGAAAUUGCAGGGCGCUUUGGUGGAGGAUCAGACGGGCAGGAAACACGCUUUUUUUCUGAAGUGUGUGGGGUGGAAGAAAUGACUGCAGAUGUGUAAAAUGCAGCUGCCUCUGGCUAUAAAAGCAUGAGGCUAGUAUUCAUCUCUCAAAACUUUGCCUUCUUAUAGUGCUUUGGUUUUUGGUUUUUUGGUGUGUAUGUGUGUGUGUUGUGGAUUGAGAGGUAUGAUAACAUGCCACUGAAAUGCUCCGAUGACAGUAGAGUAUGGCAGGUCUUCCCUGCUGAACAUCAUCGAGGAGCAACGGAUAAAUAACGUUACCCCGUUCAGUAUCUUUUCUUAAGUCGCACACCCUGUUGGGAAUGUUGGUGUUUGGCACGUGCUAGCCCAGCCUGUUGCAGACAAAAGCCAUCUUCGCCUCCCCCCCUCAGCCCCCUCUUAAAAUAUGCAUUUAAAUUCUAACCCAAAUGGGUCUUGUAACCAUGAUAAAGAUAUUAACUGACGUACAUUUAAAUCUUACAGCAGUGAAUCUUUUCAUUGGCACAGUGCCGAUGACUUUACAAAAUGGUCCCUUUGCCACUUUUCUGCAAUAGCUUUGUUUAUCCUGCACAUGGUAAAAAACAGGUUGAGUUUGAUUUUCCUUUCUUUCUUUUUUUUAAAAAAAAACUUCAAUAGAUUUUUGCCAUAAAAUUAUUUUCCGGGCACCAAAGCUGCUGUUAAGUCUCCCAUCCAGAAGUACCUCUAGUUGGGUAUGAGAUACCAGCUUUUCUAGUGGCAUUGAGGGAUGUGUGUAGUUUAACUAUUUUCAUAAGCUGGAUGAAGAGCUCACUUUGUGACAGCGCAUAAUCUUUGUCCAACAGAUGCAGUGAACCCUAACAGAGCUUUGGAGAUGAUCUGAAGUUAGUUUUAACAGAAGUAAUAAUUGAAGGAAAGCAGGUCUUCUCUUCAAAGAAACAACAACAAAAAAGUAUUAUGGUCUCUCAGUAUUCUGGAGAAGAUAAUAUGCUUUUUGAACAUAUCUGAGCUUUUAUUGAUGGGCAGAAGCUUGUUCCCAAGAUCUAAAUUCCUAGCAACAGCUGCCGCUGUGCUGUUUUUGUCCUAUCUAUCCUCUUAGGAUGUGGAGAACAAAUUGCAGGAUAAGCUAAACUUGCUGCUUUCUAAGAAAGCAGAAGUCUUGACCACUUGAUGGAAGUCCUUCCUGAGACUUCACAGUAUAAAAGGACCACUCUUGAGAAAUGAAAAGCCAAUCGUUUCCAUGUUUAAUUCUGGAGACACUAAAAAGAUGUAAUAAAUGCGCAUCAUGGCCUUAACAAGAUAUUCAGAACAACCCCUAGUCUUGCAUGUCCCUUGUUUAUCGCCUCCGUACCUUCUUUCUUAAAUCUGUUGGGACUUUGUGUAUAUAUUUGUAUUAGAUACCUCAUGAGUAGUAAAAACGCUGGUAAGGAGUUAGGGAAUUUGCUUGUUUAAAAUCAGCAGGAUUAAUCCCUCCCACCCCCAGUCUUUGUCUUGCUUGUGUUUUCAACAUAAUGGCAAUAACUUUUUAACAGCUGUGAGUCAUUGUUACAUGUGGGCGUGAGGUUGCCUGAGUGUUUUUUAUUAUUAUUAUUAUUGUUGUUAUUAUUAUUUUAAGCAUAAUAUAGGGAUGUAGUUGGUGUUCCUCUGUAUUCUUUUGGCAGCCAAGAACUUGUCACACAUGUACUACCUAUCUUGGUUAACAGUUUUGUCAUCGCUGAAACCUGUCUUGCAUCAUUUCCUAGUCCAAGGUUGCUUUAAAACCAAUGGAUCCAGAUGUUUUUCGGUCUUGUAUGCUGGACAUCUGUUCUCGUCUUGCUGUUCAGUAGAAUGAGCUGUGAUACCUGCACACCAGCCUGAACUCCCUAGUUUUAUCUCCAAAAAGUUAUAUCUUGUUUUGUUUGCAGAUUUUGGUCCCAAGUUUUGAAGCUGUCAAAUGUAAACCACUCAAGGCGAGCAAAAAUCCUUAAUGCUUAAAAGAUCAGAGUGGAAAUGCUGUUUGUCUUUAAAUAUUAGCAUAUCCUUUUUGCGCCUCUCUUUUUUUAAUUGUUGCUUGUAUUUCUGUCAUUUUUGAAUGUGUCUGAAGAACAAAGCACUCCAGUUGAAUUUCUCCUGUUGUAUAUUACAUUCUAUAUUUCUGUAAAGUUCUUUUUUGAGCCUCAGGGAAAAAAAGCUUGCAUUUUUUUCAGACUACUUUUGUCACUGUGACAGUUGUAAAUAAAGUUUGAAAAUGCUUUCCAAA